CCGUGGACAGUGCCCCAGGGCCGAGAGGGGCCUGCAGGGGGCCUGGGAGCGCUUGGCUCUGAGCUCAGUCAUUUGAGGACCGCCAGGAGCAGAGAGGCCCCGCCCCCGUGGACAACCCGAAGGGCGUCCGCAGGGCAGAGAUGGCCAGCGGAGUCGAGUGGCGGCUGGCCCGGUACCUGGAUGUGUUGGAAAAGGAGAUGCUGAAGGAGUUCCAGCUUCGGCUGCCUGAGAAGCCCCUUGGCAGGCCCCCACUCCACCUCACCCCGGCUUGUGGGAAGCAGCCAGGGGGCCUGGAGGUGGCCUCGCAGCUGGUGGCUCAGUACGGGGAGCAGCAGGCCUGGGACCUGGCCCUCCACACCUGGGAGCAGAUGGGCCUGAGCCAGCUCUGCACCCAGGCCCGGGGAGAGGUGGCCUUGAUGCCAGCUGAGUAUUCCUGGUUGCCCUGCUCCCCGAGCGCACCCAGCAUGCAGUCACCCAGCGGGCCCACCUCCACCAAGGUGCUGUCAUUUGUCCAGGACCCACCGACUAGGAGUUGGAGACAGCUGCGGGGCAAAUUCAGACGCAGCCUUCAGAACCGUAAGCCUGGCCCGGGAUCUCCUGCUGGUUCCACCCAGAUGAGCCUAAGGCUGCACGGGGCUCUGGGUGGGGCAAAGGGGAAAGCAGCAGGGUGGGGGGCCAGGCUGGGGUGGCGGAGGCAGGCGGCCUGGAAGUGAUCUUCUGGAAGGUUCCAGCGCUGAGGUGACAGCCCGUUCCAAGUGAGAGAUGGGGACAGGAGAGCCAGGCGGGGUGGCCGGCGUAUUACCGGGCCGGAGCUUCA
Lontra canadensis (Northern American river otter) is the source of this 817-nucleotide messenger RNA. RefSeq names its product NACHT, LRR and PYD domains-containing protein 1-like. The record is from RefSeq and is a predicted model, not a curated record. The transcript has 3 exons. Bases 141 to 713 code for a protein of 190 amino acids. NCBI's taxonomy places the organism in Eukaryota, Metazoa, Chordata, Mammalia, Carnivora, Mustelidae.